Molecule: messenger RNA, 4454 nt
Organism: Podarcis raffonei (Aeolian wall lizard)
Lineage: Eukaryota; Metazoa; Chordata; Lepidosauria; Squamata; Lacertidae
Gene: PRPH2
Product: peripherin 2
Exons: 3
Coding region: 1799-2860 (353 amino acids)
Biological process (GO): visual perception
Cellular component (GO): membrane
Source: RefSeq, a predicted model, not a curated record
CUCCCACCCUGGGAGAAGCUUUCUACCCUGUCUUUCCUUCUGGGACCACCUUCCUCCAGCUAUUCCCUUUCUCUGUGUGUGCUUAGAACACAAUGUACAAAUGGGUGUUCCAACUCUCUAAUUCCAUUUUGGAAGUAAAAAUCUGAAGACGUGACAGUAACUGGGAAAAUACUGUAAUUUAGAAACAUCUUUUUUAUUGAAUAUCUGUACUAAGAGAACUUAAAAGUUUGUAGCCAACUUUUUAGCAUGAGUUGAUCACAUAAAUCCUACUGAUGUUAUGUUUCUUGGUAAUGUUAUUAUUAGCCACUAGAUUGUACAGAGGCAUGUUCCACAGCUUCUGUUUUCUCCCUCUUUCCAUGAAGAUCUGCGAUCAGUCAGAAGGAUAGUUCUUCUUGCAAUAGUUUGCUGUACAGAAUUUGAUGCUUUCUCCUGCUGUUUAAACAGUUACAUUUUCAUUUUCCUAUCAUUUUCAUUUUGUGUAUGUUAGGUGGAUUGCAAAGAUUUCCAAAAGCAUGGGUUAGGGUCUACUGGUAGCCCACAUACGUCUUUCUGAUAAGUAUUUCUUAUCUACUAGGAUGAAUGCAAGAACAAAGAUGAGAGAGUCAACAUGACUUACAAAUUCUUGCACUGAAAAUAAAGAAAAUAAGGACUUCCCUUGUAUUGGCAUGUACGCUACUAAGAAAUUACCUAUAGCUGACACACAGUUCAUAAUCAUACUCAUCCACAAAUGAGAGUCUUUACAGCUACUGCCAUACUGUAUUCUGAGUUCUAUUUCCACCACCGGAACACCCUGUCGAGAUUCUCAAGGUCCAUAAAAGACAGUCUUCUUCCUUAAGCAGUGACGUUGGAGCAGAGAUUCCCUGCUUAAUCUGUGGGGCAACUACAUCCCUGGUGUCACACUGCACAAAAGGUUUUCUUUCUUAAAGCCUCAAGUUCUAGUCCACUGUUGGCCCAGCCCGAUUAGCCUAUAAGCUGCUCACAGUAUCUUUGGGAAUUGUUUUUGGUGAGGAUCGAGACAGUUUUUCCCAUGCUUUUGAACACUUCCAGCUGUGAAAGGUUAGAGGAUGGGUAUAACUUGUCAUCCACGCUUCCUAAAACAAAAAUUUUAGUUCUCUUAAAAGGUGACCUUAAUUCCACCAAAAAAAACCCCACGUAAACCAGAGGGAUGUCAUUAAAGGUGAGUGGCAGGACAGGAUAAGCAGCAACAUGGUCUUACUGGCUUGGCAUAAUCUAAAAAAAUAGCAAUGUCUCUGAUCCAGUUUUGAAUUCAGAGAGUGUCGGCUUUUCUCCCAAAAAGAGCCUAGGAAUGGGACAUCCUUGAAAUAACUUGGUUUUCAACUGCAGUGUGCUGUAACAUAUCAUGUGAAAGCACAAAUCCACUAACUAGUAAAAUGAGGGAUUAUUUCCAUUGCUCAUCUGCUGGCAGAGAUUUCUCUAAAUUGGAUCACGCUGAUUAGUAUUAGAAUGACGCAUUGUAGAUCCAGCUUUAAUCAUUUGAAACCUUGAAGCUGUUUCUCCUUUGCAUGGAAGGGACCACUAGAAAUAGUUGCAUGUGCUAUUUGCCAAUAAUCCUUUUUUUAUUUAUUGUGAAAUUUGUUGAUUCUUGCCCCUUGGAAAACCCACCCACGUUUCUCCUCCUUCAGGAUCGGCAAGAUGGAGGGGCCAAACCAUGGCUCAGUUAGAGCAACGCCAUUUGGAAUCUUCAAGGCCUGAAUGGUGGCAGAUCUUCCUGAAGUUGUCCUCUUUUCCAAAACAGGAUUAAUUUUUGUGAAGUCUUGGUGAGCCUAACACUCCAAAGAUGGCUGUGAUGAAAGUCAAGUUCAACCAGAAGAAAAGAGUAAAACUAGCGCAAGGACUAUGGCUCAUGAACUGGUUCUCCUUGUUUGCUGGGAUCGUUGUCUUCUCUAUGGGAUUGUUCCUGAAAAUUGAGCUCAGGAAACGAAGUGAAGUGAUGGACAACUCUGAAAGCCACUUUGUGCCGAAUUCCUUGAUCUUGGUGGGUCUCCUAGCCUCUGUGUUCAAUGGUCUUGCAGGCAAGAUCUGUUACGAUUCUCUGGAUCCUGCUAAAUUUGCAAAGUGGAAGCCUAUCUUGAAAGUGUACCUAGUGUUGUGUGUGCUCUUUAACCUCUUCAUUCUCUUCGUGGUUCUCAUUUGCUUUCUGCUGAGGGGUUCUCUGGAUAGUACAUUAGAACAUGGUCUAAAAAAUGGCAUGAAGUUCUAUCGAGAUACAGAUACUCCAGGAAGGUGCUUCAUGAAGAAGACCAUCGACAUGCUCCAGAUUGAGUUCAAAUGUUGUGGAAACAAUGGUUUUAGAGACUGGUUUGAGAUUCAGUGGAUCAGCAACCGAUACUUGGAUUUUGGCUCAAAGGAAGUGAAAGACCGCAUUAAAAGCAACGUGGACGGCAGAUACUUGGUGGAUGGCGUCCCCUUCAGCUGCUGCAACCCGAGUUCGCCACGACCUUGCAUCCAGUACCAGGUCUCUAACAACUCAGCUCACUACAGCUAUGACUUUCAAACCGAAGAGCUCAAUCUAUGGAACCGCGGCUGCAGGGAGGCUCUGCUUAAAUACUACAGCAGCAUGAUGAGCUCCAUGGGAGUCAUCGUCCUCUUUGUCUGGCUCUUUGAGAUGUCGGUGAUGAUAGGGUUGCGGCUGUUGCAUACUUCCCUGGAGAGCAUUGCCAAUCCAGAAGAUCCAGAAUGUGAGAGCGAAGGAUGGGUGCUGGAGAAGAGCCUGAAAGACACUUUCAAAUCCACCUUGGAAAAUUUGAAAAAUAUUGGUAAGAUGAAUCAAGUGGAUGCAGGCGCAGAAGGGGCAGAAGGCGACGGCGCAAAAACCCAAGCUGUCUCAACUGUCAGUUGAGUUUAUUGGCUAAAAAGACUGUUACCAAAGACUGAGAUUUGUGAAUAUUUGGUUUUUUAAAAGGUACAAGCUGUCGCAGCUAUAUAUAUAUAUAUAUGCAUGCACAAAACAUACACUUUUUACAUACGGAGAGAACAGUAUAAAGCACUUUGUGGAUAAUAAAAGCAUCCUUACAGUAGACAGCCAAAACCACCUCUAUGGGAAAUGCUAUAACGUGAAGUUUAAAGCAGAUACUUUCUAGGGUAAUUCUAUUUUUGAGGCAAGUGAUAUUUCAUAAGAAAUUCGGUGUGAAUAAGUGGUCAACACUAUCUUGUGUUUCGCCUCCCAUCACCGGAAACCGAAUGGGGAAGUUUAAAGCUAAUUAUUUUUGUACUUAAGUUUACAAAUAUAUUUGUAAAAACAACAACAAUAGUAUACUUUUCUGGGGGGUAGUCAAAGCACUGCUCUGAAUGUUCUUGCUAAAGCAAAAGAAUAUUCAGUUGUCCAAGUAAUGGAAAGACAUAGAGAAUGGUAUGAGUUCAUAAUAGCCUCUAAUUUUUUGGAUAAACGCAGGUGUUGUUUGAAGUUGUUACGGAAAGGACUACCUUCUGCCAUGUUCACAUGAUGCGCAAAAACAGAGAGUAAAAUUGUACUGGAUUUCUGUGCACUGAACACCAAUUUGUCAUUUGAUAAAAAUAAGAUCACACUGGUUUGAACAGCAGAUAAGCUAUAGCCCAAGCUGCCAGCGAUUGCUCAGGUGCUGUGAUGCCAAUACGUCAUUCAUUCAUUUGGUAGGUAUUUCUGUAUUUCAACUACUUCAGAGUUUUAGGCUCACUUUGUUUUAACAUACACACCAACUACAAUAAAUCGGACAUGAGAAUUCUGCUGUUUCCUGGGAAGUAAUCAUGGCAACCAACUUGUAGCGGUUUGGUUGUCAAAGGAAAAAUAUUGCCGCAAAUCAGCACUUGGGUGUGAGCCUUUCCCCCUCCUAUUAAUAGGCACAAGCUAAUAAUCGAAGCAAGUUCAACAUUUUUAUUCAACAAAUUGGAACCAAUGCAGAAAAAGUUGGAUUUUCUGCAGCUUACGGAAGACAUCAUUGGCUCAAUGACCUUGUUGGCUCAGUGCACUGUGAAUCCAAACACAUUUUUCUGCAUGACUGUAUAUUACUUUUACUGUUACUCUAAAAGUGGUGAUCAGAUAGCAAAUACUUUUUAAAUUUUAGAAGCUGGAAUGAAGCAUUGGAAAGAGCUUGCUGCGUAAAGAGAUUUUUAUCUUUGUUCUAUAUGAAGUUUUCUUUAAUUAUUUGUACAUACAUGUAUUUGCCAGGCAAGCCUUUCCUGAGUGAAAGCAAAAAGCAGUUAGCUAGCUUCAGCAGAUUCCUAGGUGCUGUGAACAAACACAGUUGGACCUGGUACUUUGUCCAAAAGACUUGACCAUCUUCAGUAAGUGACAGAAGAAAGGGAUGGGUGAUUGAGAAGAGAUUUUGAGUAGUGUACAUGUGUGUGAACUUGUGGGGUAAGGUAGUUCAAGGAAGGUCGUUCUGGAAAAAGAGAAGGCCAGGAGGGACUUGCAGAAGAAUGCAUAGAUAGCAUAUGAAGCUGCCUUAGCCCAAGUC